UUCAGUUGAUUGGUGUGAAUCAAAUUAUGCGAUUUCGCCGUAUAUUGCGGAUAUGGCAAUGAUAUUAAUUGGUGAAGUCGGCGCCGGAUUAAAUUCAUGCGAGAGAACUCCAAUGUAUAUCGCUUUUCGUUUGAUCUCUUUGGUGGGGAUUGGAAGCUUCAUGUUUCAUGCUACAUUGACUUAUCACAUGCAAGCUCUUGAUGAGGUACCAAUGUUCUUAUGCGCAAUCACAUUGUUACACCCGCUUCUCGAAAUUAAUUAUGGACGUCAAGGACCAUGGCUCACAACCAUACUUACAAGUAUCGCUAUUACAUUUAGCCUCCUUGCAACAAUCGUAAGAGGCAGUGCGCAAUUUGUCACAUUUCAAAUUUCAUUUGGCCUUCUCGAAUUGUCCAGCAUCUACCUAAUGACCAGAAUUUAUAAUCGCAUGAAAUCAACCCACCCAGCAAUUAAAACACUUUUUAGACGUGGCCUCGGCAGCUAUCUGAUCGCGAUUCUGCUCUGGCUUACAGAUUUACAAUUAUGCAAGUAUUUGGACGGCGGUGAAAAAUCGCUGCUGCCUUUUAACCCACAACUGCAUUCUUUGUGGCAUGCUUUGGCAAGUUUGGGUUUGUAUUUGUUGGUUGUUUUUACUGUUUAUGCCUGGUGGAUUUGGAAAGAGAAAAAUGUUAAAUUGGAGAUGGGUUUAG
This is a messenger RNA of Ambispora leptoticha, 689 nucleotides long. Lineage: Eukaryota; Fungi; Glomeromycota; Glomeromycetes; Archaeosporales; Ambisporaceae. The record is from the annotation of a GenBank genome assembly.